AUGUAUCAGGUAAAUGUACCCAGGUGGCUCAUAGGGACCAGUCUACUCUAGAAUAGUGAGACCCAGGCUGUGGUUGAUUUAUUAUGGGAUGAUUUCUCUGUGAGCCUCUCUGUUCUCAGAUGUCACUACAGUAACCUGGCCUUCUCUGUGCUGGCCCAUGUCCAUGAAGUGACAGGAACUGAUUACAAGAGCUGGAUGUCUAAAAAUAUCCUUUAAACGUUAGGCGAGGAGGACACCAGUUUUGACAUCACCACAGACACCAAGAAGCAGAUGGCAGUGGGCAUUUACUUGAGCAGGCAGUCCUUGCCUCUCUGUGACCUCAGCUGAUACCAGCUUGGGCAGAUGUACUCCACUAUGGUGGACAGGACCAAGCUUCUUAUGGUACUGUUUGUUUCCUGCCCCCACUGUGUGCUCUGCCAUGACCUCAAGACCAAACUGAUGUCUCUCGCACACCAAUCCGGCAUGUCCUGGUAGCAGCUGGAAUAUGAGAUCAUCCACAAAGAUGGAGAUCUGCACAGCUAUUUGGUCUUGUACUCCCUUGUUUUGAGCUUGAGCUUGGGCUUGAUCAUCCUGGUAGCUGGGACCAAGUCCGAUGGGAAGGACCCCGUGGCCAAGGUCUACAACUACCUCUUCCCCACCAUGAAGAGCACCUUGAGAAGUACCAAACAUGUCCUCCUCUCUCCGCCUAACUCGACAUCCUACUUGGGCAGCUUCACUUACAAUGUCGUGACCUUCUAUGUGAUCAAAGCAGGGUGUAAUGGAGUGCUGACCCUGCAGCAGUGUGGGCCACAGGCAGAUGCACUGGUGUCUUUGAAACACAGAAAGUGUUACUUAGUAGGUCACUUAGAAGAAAGGUACAAGCUAAAGGUUGGCACCACUUCUAUAUAA
Electrophorus electricus (electric eel) is the source of this 888-nucleotide messenger RNA. It is a transcript of the gene lactbl1a, whose product is annotated as lactamase, beta-like 1a. The record is from RefSeq and is a predicted model, not a curated record. NCBI's taxonomy places the organism in Eukaryota, Metazoa, Chordata, Actinopteri, Gymnotiformes, Gymnotidae.